AUGCCUUGGCCUCAAAAGUCUCAAUUGUCGGUCGAGCGCAAGUCCCCCAUUCCUUGUCCUCGACCUCAAACAAAUCCCCCGGAUGAUGCAUAUUGCACUGCCAUGCCUGGCUUCGGGAUCGAAUUUGAGUUUCGUCUGAGGGAGGCCUGGGAAGGUCAUGAGGAUAAGGAGAGAGGCCGCCUUGCGAAAUACGCCAGAUUUGGAAUGACUAAGGAGGACGCAAGACGAGCGACGCCGGAACAUAUGCGCGAGGCCUACCAAACGUUAGUCCAACACCAGUUGGCAGAAGUUUAUACCCCGUCGCCAUCGCCAUCGCCGUCGGCUCUACCGACACCUACAUCAUCGAAUCAAGACCCGGAAGAGAUAAACCCACCUCCUGCAAACGAGCGCAAUGGACUAUUACGCAUGCACAUAAAGCAACAGUCUACGCCCGACACUGCAGCAUCGCAGCCUGUAAAACCCGUUAUCAGAAUCGCCAGAACGCGCGGUGCAGCUGUCAUUGAGUCAAGGAUAACAAAGAGGUCCAAGACACCUAGGCGGACUCAAGAUCGCAAUACACCUCAACCGAGACACGAUAUGGAGACAAGGUCUAUGAAGUUGGCUAGAGAGCGGUUUGGUUGA
Molecule: messenger RNA, 621 nt
Organism: Venustampulla echinocandica
Lineage: Eukaryota; Fungi; Ascomycota; Leotiomycetes; Helotiales; Pleuroascaceae
Exons: 1
Coding region: 1-621 (206 amino acids)
Source: RefSeq, a predicted model, not a curated record